Molecule: messenger RNA, 858 nt
Organism: Pleuronectes platessa (European plaice)
Lineage: Eukaryota; Metazoa; Chordata; Actinopteri; Pleuronectiformes; Pleuronectidae
Gene: six3a
Product: SIX homeobox 3a
Biological process (GO): regulation of transcription by RNA polymerase II; brain development; eye development
Cellular component (GO): transcription regulator complex; nucleus
Molecular function (GO): RNA polymerase II cis-regulatory region sequence-specific DNA binding; DNA-binding transcription factor activity, RNA polymerase II-specific
Source: RefSeq, a predicted model, not a curated record
GGAGGAGGAGGAGGAGGAGGAGGAGGAGGAGGAGGAGGAGGAGGAGGAGGAGGAGGAGGAGGAGGAGGAGGAGGAGGAGGGUCUCCAGAAGACUUGUCCAUGUUUCAGCUACCGACCCUCAACUUCUCCCCGGAGCAGGUGGCGAGCGUCUGCGAGACGCUGGAGGAGACCGGGGACAUCGAACGGCUGGGCCGCUUCCUCUGGUCCCUGCCGGUGGCUCCGGGAGCGUGCGAGCAGAUCAACAAGCACGAGUCCAUCCUGCGCGCCCCCGUGGUGGCGUUCCACACGGGGAAUUUCAGAGACCUCUACCACAUCCUGGAGAACCACAAGUUCACCAAGGACUCGCACGGCAAACUGCAAGCCAUGUGGCUGGAAGCACACUAUCAGGAGGCCGAGAAGCUGCGCGGUCGUCCCCUCGGACCGGUCGAUAAGUACCGGGUGCGGAAGAAGUUUCCGCUGCCUCGGACCAUCUGGGACGGCGAGCAGAAGACGCACUGUUUCAAAGAGCGGACACGGAGCCUGCAGGAGUGGUACCUUCAGGACCCCUACCCAAACCCCAGCAAGAAAAGGGAACUGGCUCAAGCCACUGGACUCACUCCCACACAGGUCGGAAACUGGUUUAAAAACCGGAUGCAACGAGACAGAGCCGCGGCAGCCAAAAACAGGCUCCAGCACCAAGCAAUAGGACCGGGCGGUAUGAGGUCCCUCUCGGAGGCCGGACUCACCCCUCGCAGCUCGGCGGAGUCGCCCUCGACCGCGGCCAGCCCCACCACCAGCGUUUCCAGUAUGACAGAGAGAGUUGAUACCGGGACGUCCAUCCUGUCCGUCACAUCCAGUGACUCGGAGUGCGAUGUAUGA